Messenger RNA from Caenorhabditis angaria, 324 nucleotides. NCBI's taxonomy places the organism in Eukaryota, Metazoa, Nematoda, Chromadorea, Rhabditida, Rhabditidae. The record is from the annotation of a GenBank genome assembly.
AUGUCUCAAGAAGUGGCUGAUCACGACGAUUCUAUAGUCUACAUGGCAAUCGGAGCUGUUCGAUCUGACAAUUGUAAAACCACGGAGAGCCUGAGCACUGCCUCCUGCACCCCUUCAAAUAUGUUUGUAUGGACUGAUGGAAAAACGACGGGCUCAGCGGGUUUUAAUUGGCUAGUAAGGCAACCAAAUGGUUGUUUUAAGGCUGGAUGUGAAGUUUCGAAUUGGGCAAUCAUUUUUCCGGGUUUAUCAAGGAAAAUGGAUGAUUUGCCGGAGUAUUGGGCGGAUGAUGGGGCGAUUUGUGGAAUGGAAGCGAUUCAGAAUUGA